This is a messenger RNA of Meleagris gallopavo (turkey), 3642 nucleotides long. The record is from RefSeq and is a predicted model, not a curated record. Lineage: Eukaryota; Metazoa; Chordata; Aves; Galliformes; Phasianidae.
CCCGUAUCCAGGCACCCUGGUGACCCACAAACACUCCUUCUGUGGUUACUUCUCUUCCUCACCUGGCACAGAGGCGUCAGCAUGAGGGCUCUGUGUGCCAUGGAACAGAUGGGCACAGAGGAGCAGGCAGUCAGUGACAGCACGGCCAGAAAGGGCCUAGGGAAGGAUGCAGCCAGCACAGAGGCUGCAGUCCCUGCACCGGGCAGCGCGGGUCGUGCACAGCAUUGGGCCCCACUCAUCUGCUCCACGGUUGGCCUCAACCAGGAUACCUUCAAAAUUUGCAAGGAGUACUUGAGGCCCUUCAAGAGGUCACUCAGAAAGCUGCACUUGCCCCAGCACCUCUCCAGGAAAAAGAAAGUGAAGUACAUGAAAGAAAGCGUGACCAUAAUCGGGGACCGCAUCGACUUGUUCCUCCAGCAGCACUGCAGAGCCUCAGAGGUCCGGCACUGGAAGAAGAUGCUGUGGAGGUUCACCUCCCUCUUCUCAGAUAAGGAUGAAAAGCAGCUGCAGAAGCUGUAUAAGUACAUCAAGAGAAACAAGAUGCAGAAGUUCCAGCUGUUAUGCUGUCCUUCAGAAGGUGAAGAUUCAGAUCCUGAAAGAAAGCUGAAGGAAACCACUGGGAGCACUUGGGCAGCAGCUGGGGACGCAGUGGAGGUAGCAGCCACACCAACACCCCUCCUCUGCCACCGCCCGGCAGUGAGUGCGACUGCCACACGGUCAGGUUCUCAGACAGCUUCAGACACCAACAGAAAGAAAAACUGGUUUUCACCCAGUACAUAGGGCAGAAAGCAUGGACUGGAGCCUGCCUUCAUGGUUUUCUGAAACUGUGGGAUACUGCAAUACUUGCAGCUCCAUAGCAACAAGCUUUUACCCAAGCAAAAUGAAAAUGCUGUUUAAAACCACGUGAUGUUGUUUAUUAUUAUGCUGGAAUUUCCUAACAGCUGUGCACCAGCAUCAAGUCUCCACUGGGGAUGUGUAAGCAUCACGCCAACCAAUGCUACAUGUUUCCUUUUGUACAAAACUGGGCAAUGGAAGAACCGUGUGCACAGGAGCAGAACGUGCAGCCUCCUUUUGCUGCAGAGGGCAGGAUCUGCUCCACAAUCAUUCCCACACAGAAAGCCCACCCACUGCCAGCAGGGAGGACACACUGAAAGAGGAUCAGAAGAGGUGAAUAUGUGGACUAUACUUUGGUACCAAAAAGUUUCAUAACUUCCACGCACACACACAGAGCUGAGCUUCUCCCAGCUGCUCCAGGCAGAGAACGGCUCGCAGCCCGUGUUGGCAGACCCUGCAGCUGACCCCACUUAUCCCACCUGGGCUGACUGCUGUGGGAAGAAACUCAUCACAAAGCUAAUGCUUCAGGACAGGAAUGAUUAGAAGAGAGUAACAAAGCUGGUUGCUUCAGGCUCUAGAGGUGGCUGCACUUGAUGUCCCCUAGAACGUAGGUUGUAAGGAACAAACACAAUCAGUUUGGCAUGGAAAGCUUUUAGGCCAACCAGUCAAAUCCCCCAAAUCCUUCCCUCCUCAAUGUGUGUGCUGUGCAGGUGAUUCAGCAGCAGAUCACAAAAGGUGUUCCUGAGGUAAUACAGUAUUUCUUUCAGCUAAAAGUGAUGAGCUUUCCCCCAUAGCACAUGCUGCAUAAAAAACAAUCACAAAUGCAGUCGCAUCAGAAAAAUACUGCAUGCCCUCAAAAUGUCACCCUUGCUUAAGGCAAAGCUGAGCAAGAUUAAAGCCUGCCCAAGUCUGGAUUAUUCCAUAGUUUUUCCAGCAGGACUUGAGGGGGCCGAGAAGUGACAGGAGAGCUCUCAAGGAAAACUGAGCAGUGCCAGAAAACGCCUCGCUGAGCUCCCUGCCUGGGUGACAUGGGCAAACAAAGCCGAGAGGAAAGUUCUUGUGCUGCACACAUUGUCUGAAAACCUUCCACGUAAGCAGCAGAACACCUCAGAGUCUGCAGUGUGCUGACACAGGGACUGCUUUCUCCCGCUGUGCCAUGCUAGCAGUCGGCAUGCAGCACUGCUCCCAAACCCAGCUUGCGCAGCCGCACAGCACUCGGCUCACGUUUCUUCACCCGGGCUCUUUGCUCUCUUCUGUUUAAAUGCAGCAUCAGGAAAUUCAUGGAAAUGUUGCACAAUCCUGAGCUUAGCUCAUAAGGAAAGCAAGAUCUGCAUGUGUUUUGUAAUGUGUCACUAUGUAAUGUAGAACCAGCAAAGAGAAAGACAAAAAUCCAUUUCUUUCUCCUAAAAUCACAAACCUGGAAAGGUGCAAACAGAGGCCGCAUGCUGACAGCUCAGGACAGUAAAGCUUGCAUUUUAUGCCACUUUGUUAUUUACCAAACAGACAGACAAAAGAUGUCCAGAAUAAGCAGAACUGGUCCCACAGCAGCCUGCCGUCUGGGACAGGCACUGCAGCACCACAGCCAUCCCCACACCAACGCAGAGACCUGCAGCCAGCACCUCGGAGAACCAACAACAAGCAAACAAAGCAAACAACAAACACCAGUACUUACCUCAAGGCACUUUUAAGGGAGUUGUGGUUGAAUUCCAUCAGCACAGGACACAGUGCUGUACCUGUUGUCAAGGCACUGAUUUUGGCUUCUUAGACUUUGAUUGAACCAACCAGGGAAGGAAGUCAUCACCAGACAGCAGUGUUGACCCAGCCGGGUUCAUUAACUCCCCAAAAUGAGCAGGAUGGCCUCGUGCCUCUGCACCCACCUACUUGGUUUAUGCUCAGCAGUUUGGCUUCAGCACUCCCAGAAUGUCAGCAUUUCCCUGGGGAAAAGGGAAAGAACUGAGAAAGCUGCACAGAGCCUCAGAGGCCUGUGCUUUCCACCUUCCAUCAGCGCGGACAGGAGGCACCGGGCUGUACAACUGCACAGGGCACUGCUGCAGCACUGGUUUCAACCUCAACCUCUGCAGUCAUCCUGCUUUCCAUGGGGUGAACUCGCCAGCAGGGAUUUGUCCAAGCAGGGCAUCCUACGGGGUCGCGCCCAGGCCUGGCUACCUUCAGCCCAUAGUGAGGCCUUCAGCCCACACAGCCCGGUCCGAACCCACAGGCCUUUGUAUUUUGUGCUGAGGACCGCAGCAAGCAGCCAGGUGAGCACAGAGCAGCUGGCAACAAGCUGGUGGGGAAUUCUGCAGUAAGUCUGCAGAAGUGGUCAACAACGCUAUCAACAAGACAAGGUGAGAAGGGAAAAGAACAAAUCUGAGUGAACUGCGGCACCUCCCCUGGUGCAGUCACUCUAACAGAGCUCACCCCUGGAAGCCAGGCACAAGGAAGCAGCCACAGCCACCAUCUCUCCCGCUGAAGAGAUUUUAGAUUAAACCUGGUGGGAGGUUCACAACCCUCUCCCUCUUGCUACUAUCAAGAGCUAACGGUGUUUCUGCACAAACGUUACCCUGUUGACACGGCACAGUCUGAACUGCUGAACAGUAAGUACAACUUCUUAAUGCUUUUGGGAGUGCGCCGUCUGUGGAAGAACAGUAAUGGUGAACAGCUCAGAGGAAACACAAACAGACCUGCUGCUGGCUGCGCAGGCAUUAGCACAGGCAUCCCAGAGGGCACAUUCAGAACAAGGCAGCUGCUCUCCUUGUGUUCCCUCGCUGCUGUUGGGCAGAGGCAGUGCCAGCUCAGUUCCCACUUCAC